AUGUCGUAUGCCACAGCAGCGGAGCAGCUCUUGAGCAUACGCGACAAGAGCGUGAACGAGAAGCUCGACUAUGUCCUCGACUACAUUGCCAUCACCGACCUAGUGCAGCGGUACGGUCAAGCAACCGAUACGCGCGACUUCAGACUACUCCGAAGCUGCUAUGAUCGAGACAUCGAAGUUGAUCACACACCAAGUAUAGGAGGCGGACUCUUUCGCAUCUCAGCCGAUGAGUGGUGUCGUCUCGCCGAUAAGUUCCAUUCUCAACUAGAUGGCGACGAGCAUAUUAUGAUCCUUCUGAGUGUGGUGCUCAGUGGAGAUAAUACUGCUUCUUGUCACGUGCUCAUGCAUGCUAGUCAUUACUACCGGAAGGCGAAUGGGUCGCCGUAUCAGACGAUAGCUGGCACGUAUGACAUGGAGUUUCGGCGGACCGGAGCAGGCUGGAAGAUUGCCAAGUCAGUUCAGAAGCUGCAUUUCGCGAAGGGAAACUGGCAAUUUCACGAAGAGAUCAAGAACUCGCUCGGCAAUCUGGGCGGUGCUUGA
Molecule: messenger RNA, 540 nt
Organism: Cyphellophora attinorum
Lineage: Eukaryota; Fungi; Ascomycota; Eurotiomycetes; Chaetothyriales; Cyphellophoraceae
Exons: 1
Coding region: 1-540 (179 amino acids)
Source: RefSeq, a predicted model, not a curated record